AUGGGGGAUGGCGCCGUAUCCAUGACCUAUCUUGGCCCCCUGGACAGGGCCUUAACCAGGACAUACCCGACUCCUGGUUGCACAAUCAUCAAGAGAGAUAUUAAGGACGCUUUCCAAAUAGUCCCUGUCACCGAGGAUAACCAGCAUCUCCUUGCCUUCCAGUGGAACGAUUCCACUUAUGUCGAAUGCUGUCUCCCCUUCGGUCUCGCAACGGCUCCAUUUCUCUUCAACCUCUUCGCCGAGGCACUCCAUUGGAUACUCCAAUGCCUCCUACCUUUAUUCUACAUCAAUCAUUACCUAGACGACUUCAUCGCAAUUACCCAGUCUCCCUCAAUGCCCGACCCCACGGGUCCCUUCGACGAGGUUUAUAACAGAGUCACCGACUACCUACGUAUCCCUCGCAAUACUAAAAAGGACCAGCAAGGAACCUACGCUACAGUCCUAGGUAUCCAGAUCGACUCUAUUGCAAUGGAAGCUCGUCUGCCACCAGAGAAGUUGUGCCGCGCCACAUUGGACGCCGCAGCUGCCCUGAAUGCGGCGAGUCUCUCCCUCAAGCAAACAGAGCGCCUCACAGGCUUACUAGCCUUCUGUUCAAGAGUUGUCCGGCUUGGAAGAACAAGGUUACAGUCCCUAUACACCUUCCAAGCCGCUUUCCCACAUGGGAGUAGCGCGCGCCGCCGUAUUCCUUACGAGGUACGUGACGAUUUGGAAUGGUGGAGGGACUCCUUGUCUCUCUUCAACGGCAUACUCCUGAUUAACCCCUACCGCCGUACUAUCACGCAUCUCUAUACAGAUGCCUCUAGUAUAGGGCAGGGGUUCUUCUUCUUCUCAUUCAAGUCUAUAUCAGACUGCUGGCUGGCCCAUUAUGACCAGCUUCAUCAAAGUAAUGCUGCCACAUUGGCCCUUGCUCAGGACGCACAUACGCACAUCAAUACUCACGAAGUAGAUGCCAUCCACCAAGGCUUCCUACUUUUCAGCCACCAUUGGCUCCAUCAUACUCUCGUUAUCCACACGGAUAGCUCUACAGCGCACACGGGACUCAAGAAAGGCUUUCUUCAUAGUCCGCCCAACGCACCUCUAAAGAGCCUACUUAUCCUAGCGGCGGCGAGAGACAUCCACAUCAUGCCACACUGGCUCCCCUCCCGGGAAAAUGUAUUAGCAGAUGCGCUCUCAUAUAAUAAUCUUGAAGACAUUACUAACAUUUGUCCCCACUAG
Molecule: messenger RNA, 1215 nt
Organism: Penicillium cinerascens
Lineage: Eukaryota; Fungi; Ascomycota; Eurotiomycetes; Eurotiales; Aspergillaceae
Exons: 2
Coding region: 1-1215 (404 amino acids)
Source: RefSeq, a predicted model, not a curated record